Messenger RNA from Chinchilla lanigera (long-tailed chinchilla), 4167 nucleotides. Its product is annotated as protocadherin beta-10. Gene Ontology annotation, molecular function: calcium ion binding. Lineage: Eukaryota; Metazoa; Chordata; Mammalia; Rodentia; Chinchillidae. The record is from RefSeq and is a predicted model, not a curated record. Gene Ontology annotation, biological process: homophilic cell-cell adhesion. Gene Ontology annotation, cellular component: plasma membrane.
CUUUGGACUACAUAGAAAUAUCUAAUAAUUUAUUUUUAAUUCUGUAUGAGAAAUUGAGAGUCCUGUUAAAUUGUUAAUGCCAAACAAUCCAAUCCCAAUUCAGUCCAAAAAAACAACAGAAGUUAUCUAUCAGAGGUAUAGUGUGGCUUUAAUAUUUAAUAGAAUGGAUUUUUUGUUGUCGUUUGGCUUUGGUUUUGUAUUUUCGCAGUAUCUAGUCUUUUCCUAGUUCAACACCUCUGGAUUUAAUCUAAAUCCCUUAUUAUGGGGAAAUUAUAUCUUUCUUGGUAGAGGUUUUGAAUAAAAUAUUCUGUUAGGCAGAUACUAAAAUGUUCUGUUAGGCAGAUACUUUCAAAAAUGGUAGGUGUGCGUUAGUUUGAUCCAUUCUUUUCCUUCCUUUAUUUGAUGCAAUUAAAUUAGGUUCUACUAAAUGUCAAUUAAGAGAUACCUUAAAAUAGAGUUUGGGCUCUUCUUUUUCCUUGCAAGUAGUUUCAAAGUUAAAAUAAGGGGGAAAAAAGAUAAAUGAAAGUAAAUAGAAAUUGAAUAGUCUGAGUAAAUGCAAUGAUGUAAUUUUCAAAUGGUAGGUAUUGACAGGCAGUUAAUACUGUUUCAUGUCCUACUGACUAAGGUUUCCUUACUCAUACCUCAAUACAAGCACUAGUGAGUAGAUAAUUUGCCAACCAAAAAAAACUUAAGACCUUAUUCCUGUCCUCAAGUGGUUCACAUAUUGAAGAAGGGACAGGCUGCCAUGAAACAGGAAGCAAUAUUAUUUACAGAAUAAUCAUAGUUAUAUUCAUAUAUUUUUAUAGCACCAGAGAGGAGGAACAGCCUAAAUGCUUGGUUCUUAUUAUAUAGUGAGAAUUACACUUAGGGAGUGUAGUGGGAUUUUUAAAUUUUUUGAAGAAGAUAAGAAACAAGUAUCCUUUUGGUAUUCCUAUGCCCAAGGUUCCUGAGAAAGUGAAAUCUGUUACUCUAGUGCUGGCAAAGGCAUUGACAAUUUUUCCUUUGGUUGCAUGGGAGUUGGUCAAAAGUGAAAGGCCUAUUAAAAAGCUAAAUCUAGCAGUGAAGUAAAGUUACUGCUAGAAAUUUUUUUUAAAACUGUUAAAAUUUUAACUUUCCCAUGAAGCAAUGAAGAAUCUAAGAACUCGAACGAAUCUCUAUAUCAGCAUUAUUUUUAGUAAAACAAGCAAACGAAAGAAAAAUUGAAGUAAGCUACUAAAGAAAAAAUUUAAAACACUCAAAAAGCUGGUGCAACCAUUUUAAUCUAUUGGAAACCACGCGAUGGCGCUGCAGACUAAGGAGACCGGGAAAGAUGAACUGAAGCCGCUACCCAACUCGCUAACAGGAAAGGAAGAUCCCUGGGCAGAGAAGCUGUAGCGGCCCCGGAUUGGAAAGGGGUAGGAGACGUAGACCGAGCUACUACACGGUUUGGGUCUGAGGUUUAUGACUGUUUCUUUAUGCACAGCACUGGGUUCUGACACAUACUGAUGAAAAAGGCAACUAUGGAGGCCAGAGGAUUGCACUUUCUCAAACAAAGGCAAGUCCUAAUUCUUUUUUUAUUUUGGGGUGUGUCCUGGGCAUAUUCUGGGUUUGGACGUUAUGUGGUGACAGAGGAAACAGAAAGAGGAUCCUUUGUGGUCAGUCUGCCAAAGGAUCUGGGGCUGGGGGUGGGAGAGCUGGCUGCAAGGAGAACGAGGGUGGUUUUUGAUGAUAACAAACAAUACUUGCUCUUGGAUUUUCAUACUGGAGAUUUGCUCACAAAUGAGAAACUGGACAGGGAGAAGCUGUGUGGCCCCGUGGAGCCUUGUAUGCUGUAUUUCCAAAUUAUAAUGGAGAACCCCUUUCAGAUUUACCAAGCUGAGCUGAGAGUUAAGGAUAUAAAUGAUCACUCACCAGCGUUUCAGGACAAAGAGAUGGUCUUUAAAAUACUAGAAAAUACUGCCCAAGGGACAGUAUUUCGACUAGCAAGAGCACAAGAUUCAGACGGAGGGCUUAACGGUAUCCAAAACUAUACCAUCAACCUCAACUCUUUUUUCCAUAUUAAUAUUGAUUACAAUGAUGAAGGUAUUGUAUAUCCAGAGCUAGUGCUGGACAAAACUCUGGAUUGGGAGGAGCAGCAAGAGCUCAGUUUAACACUUACAGCAAUAGAUGGAGGGUCUCCACCCAGGACUGGGACUACUACCAUACGUAUCGUGGUCUUAGACAUCAACGAUAAUGCCCCACAGUUUUCCCAGGAGCUUUAUGAGACCCAGGUUCCAGAAAACAGCCCAGAAGGGUUCCUUAUUAUUAAAGUCUCUGCAGAAGAUGUUGACACAGGACUCAAUGCAGAAAUUUCCUAUUCAUUUUUUGAUGCUUCUGAAGAUAUUCGAACAACCUUUGAAAUAAAUCCUUUUUCUGGGGAAAUCAUUCUCAGAGGAUUAAUUGAUUAUGAGUCAGUAAAGUCUUACAAGAUAAAUGUGCAGGCAGUGGAUGGAGGGGGCCUGUCUGCAAGCUGUACAGUUUCGGUUCAGGUAUUAGAUACUAAUGACAACCCCCCUGAAUUGAUCAUAUCAUCACUCUCCAAUCACAUUGCGGAGAACUCUCCUGCAACUGAACUGGCAGUUUUUAGAAUUAGAGACAGGGACUCUGGAGAAAAUGGGAAGAUGGUUUGCUACAUUCAAAAAAAUUUGCCUUUCCUUCUAAAACCCUCUGUGGAAAAUUUUUACAUCCUCAUGACAGAAGGAGAAUUAGACAGAGAAAGCAAAGCUCAAUACAACCUCACUAUCAUGGUCACUGACAUGGGAACCCCCAGGCUCAAAACCGAAUACAACAUCACCGUGCUGGUCUCCGACGUCAACGACAACGCCCCGACCUUCACCCAAUCCUCCUACACCCUGUUCGUCCGCGAAAACAACAGCCCCGCCCUGCACAUAGGCACCAUCAGCGCCACAGACAGAGACUCAGGCACCAAUGCCCAGGUCACCUACUCGCUGCUGCCGCGGCUGGCGCUCCGGCGCCCGAGGGCCCCUUCCCGGCCCGCCUGCUGGACGUCAGCGGCGCCGGGACCCUGGCCCACAGCUACCAGUAUGAGGUGUGUCUCUCUGGAGACUCUCAGAAUAAUGAGUUCCAGUUCUUGAAGCCUAGCUUCCCCAAUAUUUCGGGCCAGGAUUCUGGCAGACAAUCAGAGAACCUUCACAGACUCCAACUGUUCCUCAUUCCUGAGGUUUGCAGAGAAGCCCAGCCUUGGCAUAUGCCUAGAAGUGGGGAACUGGAUAUUGCAGCAGAAAUGGUUUACCAACAUCUGGAUCAUAGCUGUGGAACACUUACUUCUCUACCUACUCCAAUGAUGUUGUCAGAUGACUUAAACCUUGAUUCUAGGGUUAUAAAACUGAGCUUGAAGGAAAUAGGGGACAUUGCUUGCAAAGUCCAUGAGGAGAGACUCUGCAUGGUGCAAGGAAGAUGGGAGAGUUCUCCUGGGAGCCAGGAAGAUGUGACAGACAACUGCUCUGCCACUGGCCUACAUCUCCAGUCCUGUUAAAAAUACUUUUGAAGUAUAAUUUUAAAAACCUGAAGACACCAAGAGAGGGACACGUGGUAAGAUGGUGGAGUGCUAAGCAACAGAGAAACAACUUCUUUAAGUGUUGCCAUCCAGACAUUGGAAUAUAGCAAUGCAGGAAAUAUAAGGAUGAAGAUCAGCACCUGCUACCCAGGAAGAAACUGAGGUACAAAUUGAAGCCCAUGGAGAGGAUGAAGAGAGAAACUUCAGUGAAAAAGGAGGCAAGCAAGGUGCUUUCACCCUGAGAUGGAAAAAGUGUGUGAGAGGAGCAGUACAAACUUGCCAAUACACAGGGAGUGCUGGUGACCCCAGAGGCCUCCACUGAGACACACAGCAGUGGAGGGGAGCAGAGGACAUGAAAGACAGCACUAGAAGUCAUGAAGACCUGCACUAGCUCCCAAUACGUGCAAAGGGCUCAGUCAUUUCACAAGAGAGAACAAUUGGUGGGGAGCCAUUUUGGAAAGAGACCAAUAGAGCUCAAAACUGAGAUGACUGCUGGCUCCAUCUAGCAGCUUCAAGCUGGGCUCAGGGCCAUGGAAGGUGCACUGAAGGCUACAAACUGCCUGUAGGCUCACAGGAGUUUUGGCAUAAAUCAACACAAAUUGUGGAUUCUAUCUCCAUACCUUGUUUGCCAG